UGAUCAGGAGCAUGUAAAAGUGAGUUCUGUGCUCACUCUGGGUCUGUUGCUGGGCGGAACUGAUGUGCGCGCGCCGCUGUUUCCGGCGGGGAUAUUUUUCCGGCAGCGCGUGACUAUACAGUCAAACAUGUCGAGUUCCUACAAAAACAGGAUUCAGGAGUUCAAGGUGGCUCUGAGCGAGCAGGAGAUCGAUCUCAAGGCUUUACGUGAGCUCUGCUUCAGCGGGAUCCCGUGUGAAGGAGGCAUCCGUGCGCUCUGCUGGAAGAUCCUGCUGAACUACCUGCCGCUGGAUCAGGCAUUAUGGGAGACGUUCCUGACAAAACAGAGGGAUCUGUACGCCCAGUUUUUGCGAGAGAUGAUCAUUCAGCCGGGAAUCGCCAAGGCAAACCUGGGCGUGUCUCGAGAGGACGUGACUCUGGAGGAUCACCCUCUGAAUCCAAACCCGGACAGUCGCUGGAACACCUACUUCAAAGACAACGAGGUUCUGCUGCAGAUCGAUAAAGAUGUCAGACGCUUGUACCCAGACAUGGCGUUCUUCCAGCGGCCCACAGACUUCCCCUCUCAGCUCAUCCUGGACCCGCAGAACGAGUACGAGACGUUACGGAGACGCGUGGAGCAGACCACUCUCAAAGCCCAGACGGUGAACCGGAACCGCAGCGGCGUCACUAACGUGAGUUCUCCGGGGAAGGCGUUAAACCUGUAUCCCUCCAACGAGUACGAGGUGUUGCCGAACGGCUGUGAAGCGCACUGGGAAGUGGUCGAGCGGAUUCUCUUCAUCUACGCCAAACUCAACCCAGGCAUCGCUUACGUUCAGGGCAUGAAUGAGAUCGUGGGUCCCAUUUACUACACCUUCGCCACGGACCCCAACAACCAGUGGAAGGAGCACGCCGAGGCCGACACGUUCUUCUGCUUCACCAACCUGAUGUCCGAGAACAGAGAUAACUUCAUCAAAAGCCUGGACGACUCUCAGUGCGGCAUCACCUUCAAGAUGGAGAGCGUCUUCUCCAAACUCAAGGAGAAAGACACGGAGCUCUACAUGAAGCUGCAAGAGCAGAACAUCAAGCCGCAGUACUUCACCUUCCGCUGGCUGACGCUGCUGCUCUCUCAAGAGUUCCUGCUUCCAGACGUCAUCCGGAUCUGGGAUUCGCUCUUCUCGGAUCAGGAGCGCUUCGAGUUCCUCAUCCCCGUGUGCUGCGCCAUGCUCACACUGAUUCGAGAUCAGUUACUGGCCGGAGACUUUACAACUAACAUGAGAUUACUGCAGGAUUAUCCCAUCUCUGAUGUUCACGCCAUCCUUAUUAAAGCGAAAGAACUGCAGGAUGGUUUGUAGCAGCCACGCCCCAAUAGGCUCCGCCUCCUGCCUGA
This is a messenger RNA of Cyprinus carpio (common carp), 1365 nucleotides long. It is a transcript of the gene tbc1d13, whose product is annotated as TBC1 domain family, member 13. Gene Ontology annotation, biological process: intracellular protein transport; activation of GTPase activity. NCBI's taxonomy places the organism in Eukaryota, Metazoa, Chordata, Actinopteri, Cypriniformes, Cyprinidae. Gene Ontology annotation, molecular function: GTPase activator activity. The record is from RefSeq and is a predicted model, not a curated record.